This is a messenger RNA of Pseudocercospora fijiensis CIRAD86, 831 nucleotides long. RefSeq lists its product as uncharacterized. The coding region runs from base 1 to 831 and encodes 276 amino acids. The record is from RefSeq and is a predicted model, not a curated record. The transcript has a single exon. Lineage: Eukaryota; Fungi; Ascomycota; Dothideomycetes; Mycosphaerellales; Mycosphaerellaceae.
AUGGAUCCAUCAGUUCCCCUUGCAAACGGCCGCAACAUGCUCGAGGAGCCAGCACCUGAGAUUCUCAUUGAAAUUUUCAGCCACGCCAUCUGCAUCGAGCUCAAUGAAGGCGGCUCGAAGCCAGUCGUCACCUCGAAGCCUCUUGCAUGCUUCGCGCACUUCCGUAAAAAGUCGUCGGGUGCAGGCCUCAGUGUCGCGAGCAAACUCUCUCUUGCAUGGCAGUCGCCAAAUGCAGCUUCCUGCUACCUCGAAGCGCUUCAAAGAUACGUUCUGAACGAACAAGUCACGAUUUACGUGAACAUCGAGGACCUAAACUUCACCAAUUUUCGAAAGCUCCUUACAUCACUCGAGAAGAAGCAAGACGCCCUCCAGCUCUUCUCUAUCGACAAGAAGGCCUGCUCGAUCAAGUUCUCUCACCGCACCACACAUGGUCUCAGGAAGGAUCCUCAGACCUUCGAUCAGUAUUGCAAGAAGUCCAAGAGGCUUGGCAUCACUCUUAACACCGAGCAUAAGAUCAGCGAGGUCAAGGACAGCGAGGCUCUUGGACAGUUUGUAGUGGCACGCAAUGGUAUUCGACUCGAUCCUCAAGCUCCUGGAGUGUCGCAAUCCGAGCAAAUCUACCUACUUUUCAGUCGGUACAAUUUCAGAGAGUGCACAAAUCCUCUCGCUAAUCGACCGGAGAUGCAAGGGCAUAUUGAAGCUCUGAAGGAGUCACAGAAGUUCGAGAACCCGCGUUUUCAGAACACUCGUGAGGGCUGGGCACGUGCUAGUGAGAAGCAUUACCGGGAAGUGAUGGAUGAAAUAGAGAAUGCUCGCGUAAUUGAGAGUUGA